Messenger RNA from Xyrauchen texanus (razorback sucker), 1144 nucleotides. RefSeq lists its product as uncharacterized. The coding region runs from base 341 to 1144 and encodes 267 amino acids. The transcript is spliced from 6 exons. NCBI's taxonomy places the organism in Eukaryota, Metazoa, Chordata, Actinopteri, Cypriniformes, Catostomidae. The record is from RefSeq and is a predicted model, not a curated record.
CGAACAGCAGAAGUAUGUGAAACUGGAUUGUAUUGAUGGACGGUUUGACUUUAUGCUAUUUAAUCUAAAAGGUAUGUUUUAUUUCACUUGAUUCAAAUAUGAUACAUAUUUUAUAUAUAAAUGUUGUAUUUUAUUUAUAUCAAUGUUGUAUGAUUUCUUAAUCUUUACAUGUAAAGUACAUUCAGUUUUAUCUUCUCAUCUUUUUCAGUCAUCGAGAGAUUUUGCUUGCCUCCGGAUGCAAAAGUUUUAUUCAAGGAUGCAACAGGGACUGAAGUCGAUGCAGAAAUAUUCAGCGACCUCGUUGGACAAAGCAAUGUGGUGCUGACCGUUUUCUCAAACGAUGUUGGUUGAAGAUGUGCUUAAAUUCAAGUCUGGUGGUGAAGCAGUACUACAGGAGUAUCAAGAAACAGAAACUCUUACAGAUGCCACAAGAAGACACAUGAUAAACAUUCUGGUGUCUCACAUGAUUGAUACACACGGGCAACUCCCAACUAAAGCAAUCAGAGAACAGUAUGCUCAUGGCAUCGUGGUGCUGUUCCCUUCCCUCAGAGAUCCAUAUUCUAAGAAAGGCUACGUGGAUCAAGACUUCACUCUCCUCUUUGAUGCUGAGAUAUCCUCCAGGCUGCUUCAAAAGUGGGACACGUUCUUCAGGCCAAAUGUCAUAAAAGAAGCCAAGCAGCUAUCAUCAACAGCAGAGUUGAGUCAGUUGUUGCUAUCAGCAGAAGGUGAUCUUGACGAGGCAAGAAGAGGACCGAAGUCUCCAAAAAUCAGUGCAUGUAAUGCUGUUGAAAGACUUGUAAUCUUUCAUAAGUCAUGCUCCAGUUUGGAGGAGCACCUCCGAAACAACCGGCAUCAGCACCCGUACCUCCUUGCAGUUGGACGUCAGAAAAGCAAGACUGACAGCUUCUACAUCACCUUGGAUAAGCAUCUCAUCCCAUGCCAGGCAAACCGCUCCCUUGGGGAAUUUGAUGAACUUUUUAAGGCACAUUUUGUGUUCAAUUUGUCCUAUGAUACUGCACUUGUGAGCUUUUACACAUUCCUGCAGACAACAGUGUAUAACAUUGAUGUAGGGAAAAUGAAGGAGUCACCCAGAGUCAAAGACUUGAGAGCCAGACUGCUUAAUCAGACAGUAACCUUGUCUUAA